Molecule: messenger RNA, 1832 nt
Organism: Cynoglossus semilaevis (tongue sole)
Lineage: Eukaryota; Metazoa; Chordata; Actinopteri; Pleuronectiformes; Cynoglossidae
Product: SUMO-conjugating enzyme UBC9-like
Source: RefSeq, marked provisional
AUCUGUUAAAGCCGUUAAUGAGUCUAUGGUUAGAUUUGCUGUAAUACCCAAUUUAUUUUUUCUCCUUUUUUGAUUAAUGUAGAAUAAAAUAUAGCGUGAAUCGUUUUGGUCAAUUUCGCAACGACGGGUUCAUUUGUAUUGUAUUCCCAACGACGGAGACUGUUUUUCUUCUCUCUUUUUUUUAACCGAGCAUAGCGUUAGCGCUAGCGAAGCAAAAUAAGCUAAUUUUCAUUACAUUUUUCAGACGUUUAACGCUAAAACAUAAAAGGCAGGCGUUGAUGAACCAUAAUGUCUGGCAUUGCUCUUAGCAGACUGUCACAGGAGCGCAAAGCUUGGAGGAAAGAUCACCCAUUUGGUUUUGUUGCUGUACCAACCAAAAACCCGGAUGGGACCAUGAAUCUGAUGAACUGGGAAUGUGCCAUUCCAGGGAAGAAAGGAACCUUAUGGGAGGGAGGGCUUUACAAACUCAGAAUGCUCUUCAAAGAUGAUUACCCCUCCUCACCUCCUAAAUGCAAGUUCGAGCCACCAAUAUUCCACCCAAAUGUCUACCCGUCAGGCACAGUGUGUCUGUCCAUACUGGAGGAGGACAAGGACUGGAGACCAGCCAUCACCAUCAAACAGAUCCUGCUGGGCAUCCAGGAGCUGCUGAAUGAGCCGAACAUUCAGGACCCUGCACAGGCCGAGGCUUACACAAUUUACUGUCAGAACAGGAUGGACUAUGAGAAACGAGUCAGAGCACAGGCCAAGAAGUUUGCUCCCACAUAGAUGAGAGAGCAGACUUGGACUGGACUGAUCUGAUCAUUUAGAACCUAAAGGACCACUCCAACAAGAAGCCCCACCUGAGUAUUAUUCUACUGUUGAACAAACUACACGUUUUCUUCCCUUCCCUCUGUCUCAGUCACAAUUAUUCACCCGCCGCACCAUUAUAUAUUUUUGCAUCUUCAGCCGAUGAGUUCUUUAGAGGUCACUCCAACCCCUGGUUAAUUCCACAUCUCCGUCAUUGUCAUGAGCGGAACACUCUCUCGCCCUCAUUAAUCCUGUAGGAAACAUAGAGUCAGCCGCAGCAGAGAAGUGUUUGUACAUUUGUAUUUUUAUCGAGUCAGAUGCUACAUUAGCUGUAGAUAACAUUUCAUGAACGUAAAGAAUAAAAAGAGACAAAAUAGUCAAAGGUUUGAUGGGGGUCGGUCGAUUCUUUGUGCCAUCGGUGUCUUUUAUUCAUUCCUGCCGCAUCAGAGAACACCGUGGACACGUGUGACAAUCCUCUCAUGCAUGUCGGUUUCAAGCUAAAGUGCAGAAUUAGUGUUGACAGGAAGUGGGACUUUGUCCACCUCAGAGAAGUUAGAGUGAGAGCAAUGACUUCAGCGCUCUGCUUCCAUUUCUGAACUUUUUAUGACGGUGAAACUAAAGUGAUGUAAGUGUUAAGAUUCUGUGAAUCAGACUCGGGGUAGAACUGUUUGUCAGCACCAGUUUAUCAUCAGCUUCUGAGCAGACUAGAUCACAGUAGCAGAUUGAUCAACUACGACUCUGUGUAUUUCGCUCUUUUCAUAGACGUUUUAUUCCACCAUACUCGCAAAGAUUGUGUAAAUCUCUGUAAAUCUACACGUGCAGACCAAGGCAGAAGAAAGUGCACUUGAGAGAAAGCAAAAGUCUGAGAUGUUGUUGUUUUUGCCUCUAAAUGUACGAGUGCAUGUACAUACUAUAAAUAUUGGAGAAUUGUGAAAGUUACGUUUUAUAUUGUUUUAGCCAGUUGACAUUUUGUGUGUGUUAUUGUAAGAGAGAACACAAAAAUGGCAUAUGAUUGUGACAAUGUUGAAUAAAAAUAACUGUAAAAA